AUGGAAAACGAGUUCUACAAUGCGUUUGCUAGUCCAAUGACUGUUACUCAGAAUGCUUGGGAACAUACUAAAGUUCAAUAUAGUAGACCAGUUGAAAAUAAUAGAGUGAAACUUGCAAUUAGAGAUCUGAGUGUUGAAGAGAAAAAGAAAUAUAAAGAUGAAAAAAUGAUGGUGAGUCUAUUGCAACAUGGUAUUAAAGAAGACAUCUUGAUUCUACUUCAACACAACGAAAGUGCACAAUCAAUAUGGACAGAAUUAGAAUCAAAAUUUCUUGGUAGUGAUGAGAUGAUGAAGAAUAAAAAGUCACUUUUGAAGAAAGAAUUUGAUCUAUUCCGUGGUUUAAGAAAAAAAAUAACAAAAUAUUUAGCAAGGCAAGGUAAAAAAGUUGAAGAAGAAGUUUGUGAGAUAAAGAAGCAAGAUAAAGAAAUUCCAGUGUUUGAGGUUAAAAAAGAAGCUGUUGCAGAAAAAGUAACAGAAAGUUGUGAAAACUGUGAGAUUAUGAAAAAGCAAAACAGUGAAUUGAUUCACAACUUGAACAAGAUGAAAGAAUCAUAUGAUGUCUUAAAUAAAGCAAUGAAUCAAUACAACGAGUCAAGCAGUGAACAAGCUACAGCAAUGAAGACACUUAAAGGAGCAUACAUGAGACAGCUAGAUAGUGUUAGCUAUUACACUGAGAUGUGUGCUGAGCUUGAAAAUAAAUUGGAAAUUCAGAGAAUAGAAACCGAGAGAGUAAAUAGGAUCUACCCUAUAGUGGAAAGCAUGAAGACAUUUCAAGAAAAGACAUUUGAAGAAAAGAAGCCAAAAGAAAAAUCUGAAGAAAAGGAUUCUGAAACAAAAGAAGAUAUUGAAGAGAAGACUUCUGGAACAAGUGUUGAGAAAGAACAAAAGAGUUCGUUUUGGAAGCAGAUGAACAAAGAAUUCCUUGCUAAGAAGCAAGAGGAAAUGAAGAAGGAAGUUACUCAGAAGAAGAUGGAGACGAGAACCUGUUUCAAUUGUCAUAAAGUUGGACAUAUUGCUAGAAAUUGUUUAAAGGCGAUAAACACACAACAGGAAGUGUCUCUUAAACUAAAAGAAAAAGUUUUUGAGAUAAGUAAACCACCAACCAAAAGAUUCAAAGUUUUUGAAAACUCAACCUUUGAGGUUGGAGAAUGUUCGAAAAAGGUUUACAACAAGAAAGUUAAUCUUGACAAUCGCAAGUGGAUUGUUAAGAAAUCAAAAACUUUUGAUGUUGAAAAAUCCUUUAACCCUAAUGUGAAACAUAUUUUCGGGAAAAUGAUUGACGGUAAGGUCAAAGGGGUAAAGGAAUUCUAUGAGAAGAAGAUGGAAGGACAUUAA
Messenger RNA from Helianthus annuus (common sunflower), 1335 nucleotides. RefSeq names its product WEB family protein At4g27595, chloroplastic-like. NCBI's taxonomy places the organism in Eukaryota, Viridiplantae, Streptophyta, Magnoliopsida, Asterales, Asteraceae. The transcript is spliced from 7 exons. Gene Ontology annotation, molecular function: zinc ion binding; nucleic acid binding. Bases 1 to 1335 code for a protein of 444 amino acids. The record is from RefSeq and is a predicted model, not a curated record.